Messenger RNA from Notolabrus celidotus (New Zealand spotty), 4538 nucleotides. RefSeq names its product protein phosphatase, EF-hand calcium binding domain 1 (gene ppef1). The record is from RefSeq and is a predicted model, not a curated record. Gene Ontology annotation, molecular function: protein binding; calcium ion binding; manganese ion binding. NCBI's taxonomy places the organism in Eukaryota, Metazoa, Chordata, Actinopteri, Labriformes, Labridae. Gene Ontology annotation, cellular component: nucleus; cytosol. Bases 2174 to 4435 code for a protein of 753 amino acids. Gene Ontology annotation, biological process: detection of stimulus involved in sensory perception. The transcript is spliced from 21 exons.
AUCUGCUGACAGGUGAGAGUGAUCAGGUCUAAUGAAGCACAGCUGUGAUCAUUAAGUCUUCUCUCCUCUCACUCCUGCUCAGUCCUCUCAGUCCUGCUCACCUUCACAGACGAACCUGAAGAACUUCAUUGGCUUCAUCAUUUUUGCUCAAGAGGAAUAAUCUGACAAAACCAGAGAAGAGGUCAAAAUGAAGGCCCCGGUCCGAGCAGCAUGCAGGAUUCAUCCUAAAACAAAGAAGAGGACACAAGCUCACUCUGCUGGGAUCUACAGAGCUCACAAAGAGGUCAGUCUGGGAGGAAUGAGGAGUCCAGACUUCCUGCUCAGUCCACUCAGAUUCCCCAAACCGGUCCUGCUCCGGCUGGUGAGCUCAGAAGCUUCCAGACUGUCAAAAAGCAACCGAGUGAGAGUGAUCACUGUGCAGGAGAUCCACGCUGCAGUCAGACAUGUUAGACAGAAGAUUCACAGCAGAGCUGCUGCAUGAUGAGACCACACUGUUUUAUUUCCUUUAUCAUUAUUAAAGAGUAUUUUAAACCGGCUGCAAGUUUUCUUGAUGAUACAAAGUGAAAGAGCAUCCAGUUAUUCUAAUGAGGUUUUAAAGGUGCAGUGUGUGAGGUGUAUUAGAAUAUGCAUCCUGCAUCGCUGACUGUGUUUUUAGUGAGAGGCUUCACAAGACGCAGAGCUCUGAAGACAAAGAAGAGCGUUUUUGUGUUCCUGAUGAGUAACUUGAUCCUCCUUCACUGAAGCAAGUCCACCGAAGGGAGGGGUGAGCAGGGGAGUGUACCCAGAACCAGAACACAAUUUCUGCACCCUGCACCUUUUUUAAAGCAGAGCCCUAAAACGUGGAUAAAUGUGAAGUCAGGUUGUGUUUGGAAUCUCUGAAAGCAUUAGGAUCACUAAGGUCUCCGUGUGUGUUCACCAUCACUGUGAUCUGGAAGUCUAAUUGAAGCUAUUUGAAGUUGAAUGUUGUUGACCCUUUUUAUCUAGAUCAAUAGAAAAUUCUCUUAUUCCAAAUGUUUGCAGUCAGACGGCUAAAACCUGUUAGCUCUCGCAGGCUCCUGCAGAUUCACACAUUUAUUAGGCUCUGCUGUAUUUAAUAAGAGUUAAGUAAACUUCUACCACAAUCAUUGUCAAUUCAAUCUUCAGGGAUGAAUAAAGAGACAGAACCUCAGAGCAGCGUCUGAAGGUCAUUUUAAUCCUCUGAAGCAGCAACAACUUAAAGCUCCUGUGAGAUGCCCUCGGUGACCCCGACGGAGGAAGUCCACGUCCCUGCGGAUUCAGAUUUAUCCUCCUGAAAACUGGCUCCAGCUGGAAGGCAGAAACCCUCCAAUUGUAGAGAGAAGUCAGCUGGGCCUAAACAAACUCCAGGGGCUUCGUGUACAAAGGGUGUGUACACACAAAAAUGUCUUUUUCACGGCAAAGUUCAGAUGUAUCAAGAGGGAAAUGUGCGGUGCCUCGUGCCAACUUCAUGGCUGGCGUAUGCACGUUUCUACAGCUGUUGAUUCUUGCACACAGAUUCACACAUCUGGAUAUUUUUGAGCGUACGACAUUAUCUGGAUUUGGGCAUACGCCAUAUUUCAGUCGGGAAUCCACAGAAGUCUUUGUACAUGAGGCCCCAGGUCUGUGGAAGGAUUCAGGGCUGUCAUGAUGGUCCUGUUUGUUGACACAGAUCAUGUGAAGGUUGAUUACGGUAAGAUUCAGAACUGUCAAAAACACUUAGUGGAGCUUUAAGCCUGUUUGAUUAACAGGGAGCUAAACUGUGAACUGCAGCUUUGCUAAAAACAUGUUGGAGGUGUUUUAGGGAGGAUCGUCAGUCCGUCCCCUCUGUGGUUUCUCUCCACCUGUUCAGUUAGAGCCUCCGCCCCCUCCAUGAGUCCCUGCGCGCUCCUCUCCAACUGCGUCCUCCUCCCUGCGUCCCUGCGCGCUCCUCUCCUCCUACAGCAUCCUCCUCUCUGCCUCCGCUUUUCCUCUACACCUUUAUGUUGUCUCAUCAGUACUUUGUUGGAAAUGUGCUCUAGCUUUCAUCUGAAGCUUCGUGUCCAGUUUUUCUAACCUGUGCACGUCAUGGAGUCUGUGUCCCACUCAUGAUUUCCGGAUCGCGCGGGUCCAAGCAGCAGUGACCCCCUGCUGCAGCUUGGGACUGACCCAUGUGUGACAGAUCUCAUAUCUGGUGAUCAUGGGAUGUGGCACCUCUGUUGCAACAGAAACCCAAGAGAAGAGAGUGGAGAAAGAUGACACGGUUAAAACCCCGAACCCGGCUCUGACUAUGAAGGCGGCUGUGUUGAUCCAGCGAUGGUACCGGCGCUACAUGGCCCGUCUGGAGAUGAGGCGUCGCUACACCUGGAACAUCUUUCAGUCUAUUGAAUAUGCGGGGGAGCAGGACCAGCUACAGCUCUCCAGCUUCUUCAGCUUCAUGCUGGAUAACUUCACUCAGCUGAACGGAAACGGUCCAGACCUGAUCUCUCAGCUCCUGGACCCGGUGGUCGACCCCUGGUUGGACAGAGAGACCUGCUUCAACACGAUCCCUGUUCCUGAGUCGUACACCGGACCACGGCUGUCGUUUCCUCUCUCCGUCUCUGACACGAAUGCCCUCCUCAAUGGUUUUAAGGAGCAGCAGGCUCUUCAUGCCAGGUAUGUUCUGCAGCUGCUGUACGAGACUAAAAAGCUCCUCAAACAGAUGCCGAAUAUCAUCCACCUGUCGACGUCCUACACCGAGAUCACCAUCUGUGGUGAUCUGCACGGGAGGCUCGAUGAUUUGCUCCUCAUCUUUUAUAAGAACGGCCUUCCCUCUGCGGAGACGCCGUAUGUGUUUAACGGGGACUUUGUCGACCGAGGGAAAAAGUCGAUCGAAGUGGUCAUGCUCCUGUUCGCCUACCUUCUGCUGUACCCUGACUACAUGCAUCUGAACCGAGGGAACCACGAGGACCACAUCAUGAACCUCAGAUAUGGAUUCACCAAAGAGGUCAUGCAGAAGUACAAGACUCAUGGCCGGGAGAUCCUUCAGCUGUUCCAGGAUGUGUUCAGCCUCCUUCCUGUGGCCACAGUCAUCGAUGGGAAGAUCCUGAUCGUCCAUGGAGGCAUCUCAGACCAAACUGACCUGGACCUCCUCAGCUCCAUAGACAGGCACAAGGUGAAAUCUGCUCUGAGAUUUCCCAGACGCAGUUUGGGGCAGCUGGACAUCGGUCACUGCAGCAGACAGAUGAAAAGAAUGAGGUCUACCGACAGCUCCCGUCCGAGCAGCGGCUGCAGCCACAGCAAGAUGCAGAGAACUCAAAACCAGAGAAAGAAGCGAUGCGAGGUCAACCGACAAGACAGUGCUGUCUCCACUUCUUCCUCUUCUUCAUCGUCCUCAUCGUCCUCCUCACUCUGCUCUCCUCGGACUCCCUCCUGCCUCACGCCUCGGCAUUACCCGUCCUCUCCCAGCUCGCCUUACACCAUCAGUGUCCUCCAAGUGCCUUUUCUGGACUCUCUGUCCUCUGUUGAGCCUCCCUCCCCUUCACAGCAUGAGCGUGAAUGGAAACAGAUAGUGGAUAUCUUGUGGAGCGACCCUAAAACACAAGAAGGCUGCAGUCCCAACACAUUCAGAGGAGGAGGCUGCUACUUUGGUCCGGACAUCACGCAGAGACUUCUGCUGCAACACGGGCUGCAGCUGCUCAUCAGAUCCCACGAGUGCAAACAGGAGGGUUACGAGCUCUGCCAUGGAGGACAGGUGAUCACCAUAUUCUCAGCGUCAAACUACUACGAGGAAGGAAGCAACAGAGGCGCCUACAUCAAAGUGGGCAGAGAGCUGAUUCCUCGCUUCUAUCAGUACCAAGUCAGCCGCACCACGCGCAAACUCACCCUGACUCAGAGAGUGAGAGUUGCAGAAGGCUCUGCUCUCAGAGCUCUGAAGGAGAAGUUGUUCAGCCAUCGCUCCGAGCUGAUGUCGGGCUUCCAGCAGUACGAUCAGAACAACAAAGGUAGUGUCUCGGUCAGUGAAUGGGCUCUGGUGUUGGAGGCUGCUCUGAGACUGGACCUUCCCUGGAGGACUCUGCGUCAGCACUUAGCUCGUCUGACACCAGAUGGCAGCGUGGACUAUCAGUCCUGCUUCGAGGACAUGGCGCCGGGGAUUCCUCUGCCGCAGGUCACUCCGAACCUGGCUGAGACUCUGUUCAGAUACAGGACGGACAUCGAGAUCAUAUUCAACAUCAUAGACAAAGACCACUCAGGUCUGAUCUCCAUUGAGGAGUUCCGUCACACCUGGCGUCUCUUCACUGCACACCUUGGCGUGGACAUAGACGACAGGGCGAUCGAUGACUUGGCCCGGAGUAUCGACUUCAACAAGGACGGCAGUAUCGACUUCACAGAGUUCCUGGAGGCGUUUCGAGUCGUUCACAAACUGGACAACAAGGAUCAGCAUGUGAACCCAUUUUUUACACCUGACAGAAGACAGCAGUGAUUGAGAGCUGCACGAGGGAUCGAGGUUCAGCCUCAGCGGUCACUUCACUCUGCAGCUGGAUGUUAAAUAUCUCAACUGUUGGACUGUUUCAUAAAACUUGAAA